This is a messenger RNA of Xylaria bambusicola, 1122 nucleotides long. RefSeq lists its product as uncharacterized. Lineage: Eukaryota; Fungi; Ascomycota; Sordariomycetes; Xylariales; Xylariaceae. The transcript has 6 exons. The record is from RefSeq and is a predicted model, not a curated record. The coding region runs from base 1 to 1122 and encodes 373 amino acids.
AUGGACACAGACGAUGCCUUGAUCUUAGACUCGUCCUUGGGAGGUAUAGUGAUACCACUGAUUGAAUUAGGCGACGAACUGGAGGACAACAACCUCGGUGGCGCAGUUGCAGCGUGCAUAUGGGCUCUUGCGGCACUUUCAUUGGGGUGGUUGGCUUUGAGGCUUUACCUCAAACUACGAAAACACUGGGGCUUGUGGUGGGAUGACCAUUUAUUAACAGUCAUCUGCAUUGUGCUAUCCAACAUAGCAACUACUGUCGCAAUAUCGCAAGGUUUUGGCCAGCAACCUUACGAAGUUCCCGCGAGCGCCUUGCCCCAGAUAUUACUAGCACUGCUCAUAUCAGGCCUCUUCUCCAUACUAGGUGCAACAAUCAGCAAGACUUCGUUCGCACUCACUCUGCUUCGCAUUUCAAGCGGUUGGGUCAAGUGGAUCAUCUGGUUCGCGAUUGUUACGAUUAAUGUGGCUAUGGGCCUGAGCCUCACCUUCAACUGGGUAGCGUGUACGCCAGUGGAGAAAAGCUUCAUCGCUUCCACACCGGGUUCAUGUUGGCCGCGGGAAACGCUAAUCGGAUACAAUACUUUUUCUGCAGCCUAUUCAGGAGCUACGGAUAUUCUAUUAGCGCUUCUACCGUGGAAGAUAAUUUGGAAGAUGGAGAUGACCAAGAAAGAGAGAAUUGGCGCUAUAUGCGCAAUGAGCCUCGGCUUAUUUGCCGGAACGAUCGCACUUGCUAAGAUCUAUGCUCUGAUCGGUACAUUCGAGGAAAAUAUCAGUAACUCCAUUCAGCUCGUUGUGCUGUCCAUCGCAGAGACUGCAGUCACAAUAAUGGCUGCUUCGAUCCCAAUACUACGUGCCUUGGCACGUGAUAGGCUAAGACGAGGAGGAGAGCGGCUUUUCGCUUUAAACAUGACGGAGCACUUAACCCUUAGACGAUCAUCUGUAUCACAGCCUGAUGAACUGAGUAGUGAGCAAACCAAGGCCGAAGAGUCCCCCAGGAGACUUUUCAGGGUGGUGAGGAAGGCUUCAAGUAAACGAGCCCCGGCGCUCUCUAAGAUUAUAGAGACCGAUGAACUAUCACCGGAGUUGUUGGGUGGCACACCAACUGGAGAGAGAUCAUUUGUAUAA